AUGUCCAGAAAUCGGGGUGUCCGUUCAGUUGAAUUUUUGCAAUCCGAGGUGGAGCGUGUGCGAUUACUGGAAGCGAUUCAAUCUUCUCGAACAGCAUCCAAUCAGAAUAUACAUAUAUAUAUAUAUAUAUACCUACCUAUCACCAGCGAUCAUCGACUUUACAACGUCAACCAGAGCAAGCCCAAAAUGGCCCUGUCCAAGAUCGAUUCCGAGAUAGAGCAGGUGGACCAGGAGAAGUACCUGCGCCAGGCCACCAGCUAUUACCAGGCCCUGGAGAAGCCCCUCAAGUACGGACCCGCGGUGGACACCCUGACGGAUUUGGUGGCCGCUCUGCACCGGGAGUUUGAGUCCAACUACGUCAACAUCGAGAUGGUUAACCACCUGAUGCUCACCUACAAGUCCAAUCCACGGGAGUGGCGCAAGUACGCCAAGUUCGAUCGUUACAGCUACACCCGGAAUCUGGUGGAUGCCGGCAACGGCAAGUUCAAUCUGCUGAUCCUCUGCUGGGGCGAGGGACACGGCUCCUCGGUGCACGACCAUGCCGAUUCGCACUGCUUCAUGAAGAUGCUGAAGGGGGAUCUGCGCGAGAAGCGCUAUGAGUACCCCAACCGAUCGGGCAGGGACACUGCCGCCCGGCACUCCCAUCAUCCCGAUGGCGAGAUCGACAGUCGAGAGCUGGUGGAGAUCGGUGAGACACCCAUCGCCGUCAACGAUGUGGCCUACAUAAAUGACAACCUGGGACUGCAUCGCGUGGAGAAUCCUAGCCACUCGGACACCUCCGUCUCCCUGCACCUCUACUGUCCGCCCUUCGACACGUGCUCCGUGUUCCAGGACAGCCUGAAGAAGACCACCGCCAAGGUCACCUUCUGGAGCAAGUACGGCGUAAGGACGAAGCAGAACGAGCAGUAGUUCCGGCCAGAUCCCCAAAUACAGUCACUGUUGUAUUGUUGCAUAUUGCUAAGAAUCUUUAUUACUAGAUGUUUAAUGAGCUAGGGCCCCAAGGAGAUCCGAGAUCCGGGAGAUCGGAGCUCAAACCGAAAUAGCAACUGAAGCCGACAGAGCGAGGGCCACGUGGACGCUGAUAAGCCCUCCUCCGAUAAGCCCUCCCACGGAUCACAGUUUCCCCUAGUGUUGUAUCUUUAGUGUUAGCUGUACCAAAAAUAUUCAAUAAAUAGGUAUCAUUGUAUCA
Messenger RNA from Drosophila gunungcola (fruit fly), 1189 nucleotides. Its product is annotated as cysteine dioxygenase type 1. NCBI's taxonomy places the organism in Eukaryota, Metazoa, Arthropoda, Insecta, Diptera, Drosophilidae. Gene Ontology annotation, molecular function: cysteine dioxygenase activity; ferrous iron binding. Bases 1 to 909 code for a protein of 302 amino acids. The transcript is spliced from 3 exons. The record is from RefSeq and is a predicted model, not a curated record. Gene Ontology annotation, biological process: L-cysteine catabolic process.